CAUGUGCAGGCAGCGAGCGCUUUCAUGGCCUUUUCCUGAUUUCCCUGGCGAAUUUCCCCCUGCAUUCUGCCUUCAGAGAGACUCAGCCCCUCUUUUUCUAACCUUUGUCUAGGCUGAGGUGUAUGGCAGUCGCCCUCAUGUUUGUGCCCCGCUCCCCCAAACCCGCAGCAUGUCCCUCCGCCGCUGCACUGACACUUCCCCGGUCCAGCGCCUCCUGCUCUCCCGCGCCCACGGAGGGAUGCGCGGAGACCCGCGCCCGCCGCCGCGCCGCCUGCAGCCCCUCGUUCUUCUCCCACCCUUCGAUGCCCCCGCUGCCGCUAUCUCCUCCGGCACACGGAUUGCUACGCUGGUGCAAAAUGGAUUACAGCGACCCUCCCGGGCUUCUCCGCAGGCGGGCAAUGCCGCGAACCGGUCUGUGCCCACGGAUUAUCCAAAGGAACCUGAAGAUCCUACUCACACAGUUAAAGUCAAAAAUCAAGAAAAAACGUGGCUGCGAGUGGCCCGGGCCGACGACGUGAGGCGCGGGGCGGCGGUCAAUGUUAUUUGAGCGGGGGCCGCGGGCCUCGGCGAUCGCAGAGCAGAGGAUGCAGAAAGCCGCCUACUACGACAACGCGGGGCUCUUCGGGGGCUACACCUACAGCAAGGCCGACGCCUACCCCUACGGCGCGGCCCACCAGCCCUACGGCCAGGCCGGCCUGGACGGCGAGUACCCCGGCUCCGCCUGCUCCGUCCAGGGCUCGGCGCCCGGCCGCGCCCCGGCCCACAAGGGCAGCGAGCUGAGCGGGAGCUGCAUGCGGCCGGGCGGGGGCGGCCCCGGGGGCAGUCAGCCCCCGGGGAUCGGCGAGCACCAGCCCCCGGCCCUGCCGCCCUCCUCCCCGCCCAACCCCCCUCCCAGUGUGCCCCCUCCGAAAAAAGCUAAGGGGGGCCCCAACUCCUCGGGCUCGGCCAGCGCCACCCUCAGCAAGCAGAUAUUUCCUUGGAUGAAGGAGUCCCGGCAGAACUCCAAGCAGAAAAGCACCUGCGCCCCCCCAGGAGAGAGCUGCGAGGACAAGAGCCCGCCCGGGCCGGCCUCCAAGAGGGUGCGAACAGCCUACACCAGCGCGCAGCUGGUGGAGCUGGAGAAGGAGUUUCACUUCAACCGCUACCUGUGCCGGCCGCGCCGCGUGGAGAUGGCCAACCUACUCAACCUGACCGAGCGGCAGAUCAAGAUCUGGUUCCAGAACCGCCGGAUGAAGUACAAAAAGGACCAAAAAGCCAAAGGCAUCAUGCACUCCCCCGUCGGACAGUCCCCGGACCGCAGCCCCCCUCUAAGCGGCCCAAACCACGUCGGCUACUCCAGCCAGCUCCCCGGCGUCAACAGCCUCAGCUACGACGCGCCCUCGCCCACCUCCUUCGCCAAGUCCCAGCAGAGCAUGUACGGGCUGGCCGCCUACACGGCGCCGCUGAGCAGCUGCCUGCCGCAGCAGAAGCGCUACGCGGGCGCGGAGUACGACCCCCACCCCAUGCAGAGCGGCGGCGGCGGCUUCGCCAACCCCAGCCUGCAGGGCAGCCCCGUCUACGUGGGGGGCAACUUCGUGGACUCCAUGCCGGCCUCAGGCCCCAUGUUCAACCUGGGGCACCUGCAGCACCCCUCCUCCGCCAGCGUGGACUACAGCUGCGCCGCCCAGAUCCCCGGUGGCCACCACCACGGACCUUGCGACCCCCACCCUACCUACACGGACCUUUCCUCUCACCACACCUCUCAGGGACGGAUGCAGGAGGCGCCCAAGCUCACGCAUCUGUAGCGGGGCGGCGGCCAGCGGGCCCCGCUCCCCUCUCCAUUACCUCACUUUUCUGACGGGACAGUGUUACUGUGCUCUCGAGUGCCAACAGUAUUAGUGGAUUUGUCUCCCUUAGCAGCUCCCUUCUUUCUCCCGCAGCCCCGAGUAGGUCCGUGAACAGGAGCCUUUCUCUUAGAGCUGUUUUAAGCAUGACAGUGCAAUAUACUGCCAACCGAGGGACUGAUAAGCUGGUAAUGAUGUACUUGAAGGUAAGUCUUAGAGAUGCUGUAGUGUUAGCAGCGCGUCAUGCUGAGGUGUUUUAGACCAGUCGUGAGCCGCCGGAACUCGCCCGCGCGUAAGCUUAUUUCAGAGAAGUUAAUUUAUGAGUUCUUCCGUAACGUAAGGAUCGCAUUGGACUAAAUGAUAUGUAUUUAUUAUUUUAAGCGAGACAUUUUUUGUAUCACUGAUUAUUUAUCCUCGUCUUAAUGUAUUUAUGUGGGUAUUUGUAGAGUUUCUUCACCAAUACUUCGGGAGAGGGAUUCAGGUCCGUGGUGACUUACAUUUCACCUAUUUAGUAUAAUCGGUCUGAGCUAGUUGAGAGAGUAGUCUUGAACAGUUGUAACAGUGGCUGGUGUUUGUAGUUUAUGUAAGGAUUAAUUAAGACAGCAAGUCGUAAAUCAUUAAUAGAGUAAAACAAACUGUGGCAUCACACAAAGAGCCGUUACACUUUAAAAAAAAUAUUGAAAGUAUUUUUAAAGUAUUUAUUUCUAAUCGGCUGGCCCCGCUCGAGCGCCUCGGUGGCGUGGCUGGCAGCUGGCUCGGCCGCGUGAAGCCACCUUUAGUUGGAAGCGCAGCCGCUUUGAGGAGGCGAUCUACAAAGAGGGGCUCUUGGCCAUCUUGUUUCAGAUCAAAUCCUGCAUAUAAAAACCUCGGUGAGGUUAACAUUUAUUUAUUGGCUGGGUAUCUAUCGUGCAUAUUAUUUGAGUGGGCUAUUUUCUUUUUUUCUUUUCUUUUUUUUUUUUUUUUUUUUUUUAAUUACACUCUGGCUAUCCAAAAUAGAAAAGAAAUUAGGAGCUUAGAAGGCAAAAAAAUUAGAAACCCUCUGAUAGUGCUAAUUUCAUUAGGGUCUCCAUAGCAAUCCGCGCAGCAGCUGCCACCUCCUUUGUUAUUUUUAUACUGUUGUCUUUAUACUAACCAUAAAUCAAUUUUUAGACAUCUUUGGAAGGCCGAGCUUUUCCUCUUGUGUUUUUUUUUUCUUUCUUUCCAUAAAUAUAAACUUUGAAAGAAAAUUGACAAUCAGAUACACACAGCCGAAGGGAGACGCUGAUUCGGGGUGCGGGCAGUGGCUGGGCGGUGCCGCCGCGCUCCCCCGGUGCCCGGCAAGGACAGUCCCACCCGGCCUGACCGCGGCAGGGGGCACCGCCACCUCUCCCUGCCACAAACAGGACACUUAACACGGGGAAGAAAAAAUUAAAGUAACAAGAAGAUAGAAAAAAAAAAUGGAAAAAGAAAGGGAACGAUGCUCUGAACCCUGGUGUUUCCUCCUCUCUAGUUACACGGCUGUAUUGAACUCGCUGGAUUUACAGAGAUACUUCUUUUGUAAACGCUGUGAUUAAAGUCUCUUCCUGACAGUACAUAUCGCUCUGAGAAGACUAUUCUUGUCUCUUUCUAAAAGUGUCGAGUUAAAUAUUAAUCCAAACUUCUACAUUCCCCACCAAAGCGUCUGAUGCAUCGCUUUCCAGUCUGACAAACACUGCAGCUCCUACACCAUCCUCUAAUGACAGACCUGGCAUUCCUAUUGUGAGAAAUAUUUUGCCACCUCCCAUUCUGGUCAAUAUAGACAAGUUUUCUUUUAUUUAUUCUUCUUUUCUUUCCCAUCCCAUCCCUGCUUUCUUCUUUGCCAUUUGGUAUUUAUGUUCAGCUGAACACUAAUGAUUUAAAAUAUUACUUAGGGUUUUGUUUUCCCCUCUGUGAGAUUUCAGCAAUGCUGUGAUACAGUGAAAAGUGUAUCUUUUGUUAAAUUCCACUUUUAACCAAGCAAAUUUGGAUAUAUGUGUUACAGAUCUGUAAACAGAACAGAAUAAACUUCUUUGUUUGGAGACAUAUUUUAACCCUUUU
This is a messenger RNA of Pyrgilauda ruficollis (rufous-necked snowfinch), 3878 nucleotides long. It is a transcript of the gene HOXD3, whose product is annotated as homeobox D3. Bases 537 to 1784 code for a protein of 415 amino acids. The transcript has 4 exons. Gene Ontology annotation, molecular function: RNA polymerase II cis-regulatory region sequence-specific DNA binding; DNA-binding transcription factor activity, RNA polymerase II-specific. Lineage: Eukaryota; Metazoa; Chordata; Aves; Passeriformes; Passeridae. Gene Ontology annotation, cellular component: nucleus. Gene Ontology annotation, biological process: regulation of transcription by RNA polymerase II. The record is from RefSeq and is a predicted model, not a curated record.